AUGAAAGAUCUAGUAUUCGUAUCACCACAGUUGUAUUUAUCAUCACAGGAAGGUUGGAAAAGUGAUAGUGCUAAAGCCGGAUACAUCCCUAUCCUUAAAAAUGAUUUACAACGUUUUCAGAACUCGCUAAAACAUAUCGUUCAUGCCAGAAACAGCAUACCAGGUGCACCGUUAGGCAGUAACGAUGAUGCGGCUGUGAAAAAUUCUGAUCAGGGCUCUGCUUCAAGCAAACUCAAAGACGCUGCAGUAGGAAAUAGCAAUGCUUCUAGCGAAAACAAUGUAGGCGCCUCCCACCAUCAAGAGCUCAAGCAAUUUCUUCCAAUCUCUUUAGACCAACAGAUUCAUACUAUAUCUUUACAAGGGGUCUCUUCUUCAUUCUCUCAUGGACAGAUAGAAUCACUACUAGGCAGCUGUUUGAAUUUAGCAUUAACGGAAACUCAAAGCAACUCCUCAUUAAAGGUGGAAGCUUGGUCCUCUUUAUCAUCAUUUUUAGACACUCAAGAUAUUUUUUUGAGAUUCAAUAAGGUCGACGACGAUGAGGCAUUUGUGGGAACAUUAAAAUAUUGGUCAGCCUUAUUCGCUCUUAUUAGAAAGCUACAUGAGGACUUCAAGAUUGAAUUGCAUUUAGAUUCAAACACACAAGAAUACAUCAACGAUCGAGCAGGAAUUGUUUUGGAUGUUAAGCCAGAAAACGCUGACAAUUUUUAUUCCAUUUUCAAGGAUAUUGAAGGCCAAACAGAUGAAAGUAAUUCGAAGAAUGAACAACUGGACAACUCUUCUACACAGUAUAAAGUGGAUAUCAGCACUUUAAGCGAUUUGCCGCCUGAUGCUCUGGAACAAUUGUGCAAGGAUAUAGUAGAAUUCAGAACAAAAGUUGUCAGCAUAGAGAAGGAAAAAAAAAUGCAGACUACGUACGAGGAAAGUAAACGUCAAAGACAUCAAAUGCAAAAAGUUUUUGAUCAGAUAAAGAAAAACCAUUCAGGCGCUAGAGGAAAUGACAAUGCAGAUGACGACAAUGCUAAUAUGGAAGAAGAGGAGGAGGAGGAGGACGACGCGGAGGACGACUUCGUCUUAGAGAAGAGAAAAGAACAGAAAGAGCUAGAUGAAUCAAACCGCAGAUACGAAGAUUUGCUCCACCAUUUACAUACCGAAGUAGAGCCCAAGAUAAAAUCCAUUAGAGCCGAUAUCAUAACUGCUGGAAACUACGAGGAGCAUUUGGAAAAAAAUCGCUCAUUGUACUUGAAAGAACUGUUACACCUUGCCAAUGACAUCCAUUACGACCACCACAGAUCUUUCAAGGAGCAAGAGGAAAGAAUGGACGGGGAAGAUAGAGCCAAAAACGGUAAUGCAAAGGAACUGGCGUCCAAGCAAAUAUCCGAUGAUAACUUCACAUCUACAAAAACGGCUGACACCCUCGCCCUCCUCGAAGACACCGGAAGGAGCAAGAGCCAUGAUGCGGACAAGAAUGUGUCUGGGAGCCCAGAGCACGUCAAAAUCAAAUUCGAGUUUAAGAAGGCCAUUGACCACUCCGUUGAAAGCUCUAGCGAAGACGAGCAAUCCAGGGAGGACGAAGAGCCGCCAACAAAGUCUACCGAGGAAAGCGCGGCAGAAGACGUUUUGCCAUUUACGGCAGAGGAACUGGAUGCAAGACUAGCAAAACUGAAGAAAUCACGGUACGUGGAAGAACUAGUGCGUGAAUUCCUCGGCGUGUACGAAGACGAGCUGGUGGAAUACAUUCUUGAGAACAUCCGCGUGAACCAGAGCAAACAGGCCCUUUUAAAUGAGCUGAGAGAGACCUUCGACAAUGACGGAGAAACGAUAGCUGAUAAACUGUGGAGUCGUGAAGAAUUCCGCCGUGAGACGUGA
Messenger RNA from Saccharomyces kudriavzevii IFO 1802, 1866 nucleotides. It is a transcript of the gene SNU71, whose product is annotated as Snu71p. The record is from RefSeq and is a predicted model, not a curated record. The transcript has a single exon. Gene Ontology annotation, biological process: mRNA processing. NCBI's taxonomy places the organism in Eukaryota, Fungi, Ascomycota, Saccharomycetes, Saccharomycetales, Saccharomycetaceae. Bases 1 to 1866 code for a protein of 621 amino acids.